This is a messenger RNA of Cucurbita maxima (winter squash), 903 nucleotides long. Its product is annotated as wound-induced protein 1-like. Lineage: Eukaryota; Viridiplantae; Streptophyta; Magnoliopsida; Cucurbitales; Cucurbitaceae. The transcript is spliced from 2 exons. Bases 296 to 643 code for a protein of 115 amino acids. The record is from RefSeq and is a predicted model, not a curated record.
AAGGGCCUCUACAGGUUUCCUCUGGUUCUUCGUCUUCAAAAAUUCCUCCGUUUCUUGUUCAUUACAAGAAAACACUUUUGAAAAAUUUGGAGUCCGAGGCUUAGGCUAAGGCAAACUUCUGCAAGAACUGGCUAACUCUCAGGGAAUUCUGGAGGAAAAUAGUGAUUGUAGUAAUCAGAGGGUGGUUCUCGCCCUAUAUGAGGCCUUAACAUCUCGAAACGUGAACACUGUUCACCAAAUCCUCGCCCCCGAUCUCGAGUGGUGGUUCCAUGGUCCUCCCUCCCACCAAUUUCUGAUGCGCCUUCUCACUGGAGCCUCAUCCAACGGCCAAUCUUUUCAGUUCGUUCCUCAAUCAAUCACUUCCUUUGGUCCCACCGUCCUCGUUGAAGGCUGCGAUCCUACCCGUUCAAUCUCCUGGAUCCACGCCUGGACCAUCACUGAUGGGAUAAUCACUCAGGUUCGCGAGUAUUUCAAUACCUCCCUUACUGUUACUCGCCUCGGUAACCCAACUGACUCUCCGUCGUCCUCCGUCGCGUCGGAGAUUUCCUCUGCCUCGUCGCUGCACCAUUGCCCUUCUGUUUGGGAAAGCACCCUCUCCAAUCAGGUCGGGAAAUCGGUGCCUGGGCUCGUCUUGGCCAUUUAAUCGGUUUCUCUGAUCCGGUGCGGCCGUUUUCUCUUAAAACUAAAUAAAUCUGUAAAAAAAAAAAAAAAUGUAAGAAACUUGGUGUGUGUUUGUUGAUUUGGUUCGUCGUUUUGCGUUUCUGUUUGGUUGUGUUGUUUCGUGAGUUUUGAUAUUGUGUGUGGUGGAGUUGGGUAAUUACCAUGGAGAUGACUUCCCAUUGGUCAGUUCCCGACGUAUUUAUAAUCUUUAUAAUAAGGACAUGUUCCAAUAUUUGCCUUAAA